Nymphalis io (European peacock) is the source of this 4622-nucleotide messenger RNA. It is a transcript of the gene step, whose product is annotated as cytohesin-1. NCBI's taxonomy places the organism in Eukaryota, Metazoa, Arthropoda, Insecta, Lepidoptera, Nymphalidae. Gene Ontology annotation, biological process: regulation of ARF protein signal transduction. Gene Ontology annotation, molecular function: guanyl-nucleotide exchange factor activity. The transcript is spliced from 9 exons. The coding region runs from base 268 to 1572 and encodes 434 amino acids. The record is from RefSeq and is a predicted model, not a curated record.
UGUCAGUAACCAUCGGUCCGCGGUACGGGUGCGUCGUGCCUAACAUACGCCGCCGGGUCAUUUAGAGUAACAAAAUUCGCGGUUUUUGUAACUUCCAUAAAAACUGUAAAUUCUACGCGAAGUUAAUUGCUUUUUUUGUAGUGACGUGUUAUUUAUCAAUAGUACCAUCGUAUGGUUCUAACUUCGUUGAUAUCGAUUUAUUAUUGAGAAUAAAUUCCAAGUUGUGUGAAAUUGUGAUGUGCGUGGUGCAUUAGCGCUCCUCGAGUUAUGUUUAUCAAGGCCGCGCCAGUGGUGGCCGAAGAGGAGCGCCGCGGUUCAGUGUCCAAUUGGUUUUCGUCGUUGAGACGUGGCGGUCGGCGCAAACGUGAGGAUAGUGCAGUUCCGACCGGUUAUGGCUCAUUAGGCAGAAGGAAGGAUGGCACCCAGUCUCGCGGCAAGACGAGGUCGGCCUGGGAUCUAACCACCGUCACCAGACUGCAACUCAAAGAUGAGCUUGGUGAGGUGGUGGCGGAGUUGGAGGCCCUCGACGGCCAGGAGGAGUGCAAGCAAAAUAGUAAAGCCAAACAGAUGAGCAUAGGCAGGAAGAAAUUUAAUAUGGAUCCUAAGAAAGGUAUCGAAUAUCUAUAUGAAAACGGACUAUUGCAAAGGACGCCGGAAGACGUAGCGCAGUUUCUCCAUAAAGGGGAAGGGCUCAGUAAAACAGCGAUAGGAGACUACCUCGGCGAGCGCUCGGACUUCAACGAGGCGGUGCUCCGGGCAUUCGUCGAGCUGCACGAUUUCACGGACUUGAUACUUGUACAGGCGUUGAGACAAUUCCUAUGGAGUUUUCGUCUGCCCGGCGAGGCGCAAAAGAUCGACCGCAUGAUGGAGAGUUUCGCUCAACGCUACUGCCAACUGAACCCCGAUAUAUUCACGAACGCGGACACGUGUUACGUGCUCAGUUUCGCGAUAAUCAUGCUGAAUACGUCACUACACAACCCCAGUGUGAAGGACAAGCCGACACCGGAACAGUUCGUAGCCAUGAACCGCGGCAUCAACAACGGUGGCGAUCUACCUCAAGAAUUGCUCUUGUCUCUAUACGAGUCUAUAAAGACGGAGCCGUUCAAAAUACCAGAAGACGACGGUAAUGAUCUCAUGCAUACCUUCUUCAAUCCUGACAAAGAGGGCUGGCUGUGGAAACAGGGUGGCAGGUAUAAGUCCUGGAAGAGACGAUGGUUCAUACUGAAUGAUAACUGCCUUUAUUACUUCGAGUACACGACGGAUAAAGAGCCGAGGGGCAUUAUUCCAUUAGAAAAUAUAUCUGUCCGCGCUGCGAGCGACCGCCAGCGCCCGCACUGCCUCGAGCUGUACGCCAGCGGCGGCGCCGACCUCAUCAAGGCCUGCAAGACCGACUCCGAGGGGAAGGUGGUGGAAGGCAAGCACACGGUCUACAGAAUGUCUGCGGCUACUGCAGAGGAACGUGACGAGUGGAUUGAAUGUCUACGGCGCUCAAUAAGUCACAACCCAUUCUAUGACAUGCUCGCACAAAGGAAGAAGAAAGCUCAGCACAACUUGCACUCGGGUUCGCACUAGCGUGCAGUAUUCCGCACUAAGCGAACACUAGGGCGCACUAGCUCGAACUAGUUCGCACUAUAGAUACUAUUCAUAAAACUAGUGAACUAUACAAGAGUUGAACUUGGCCUAUCACGUUUUAGAACACCAUUUUGAUUCGUAAAAAGCUAGAGAUUCUUUUAUGAACUAUAGACGUUAUAGCAUCGAAGACUUGUUCGUUACUAUGGGGUGUUGUUUUCUGAUAAAACAAGAGAAAGGGCAACUACAGUUAUGAUACAGAAUAUAGUUCAUUGUUAAGGUUUGUGUGUAAAUAAAUAAUAGAAAAAGUGAUCACAAAUUAAAUGUGUAAGUGCGUUAACAAAAUGGAUUUGGAACUAAGGAGACAUUUUGUUAAGACAACUUCUUGAAUUUUAUUGCUCAGUUGUCAGUUGUCAAUGAUGAAAUUAAACGUGUUUUUACAUUGGUCGGUCAGUUGGAGUAAUAUAUACAUUAUAUAUUAUAUAUUCAUUAUUAUGAGUUCACUUAUGAUAUUAAAAAAAUUUUUGACCAUCAGUGCAAAUCAUAAAUAGAAAGAUUGUACUUGGAUUAAGUCUGAAUGGCAUUUUGAUUUCGAUAUAUAAUUAAAAUUCGGUCUCUGGACAACAUAUAGCGAACAGAGCAAAGAACAUCACUCGUCAUUCAAAAGUAUCUCAACAUCUAUCAUUAACAGACUUCGAUCGCGUGUUGGCACAGAAACAGGUUAACAGCCACAAAAUUUGUCAAGGUGUUUGUUACUGCUUUUUUUUUAUAUAUAACGAUAAUGAAACAAUAUUAAUAUACUUUGCACUGAUGGCCCGACUUGAAGUGUACCGCAAAUCAUGUUCAAGAUGUUAGACGUCCAUCUAGUUAUAGUGGCAUGUCUUUUAACUGAUUUGUUACGAAAGAAAUCUUUUGCGAAGCUGCUAAAACAAUAAGAUUAGAGAUUGUUUACACAGUUCUACCAGCCAGAACAAUCUUGAUGAAUAAUAUAAGUUGAAAAUAACAUGAAAUUAGUAUGAAAGGUGACCCUAAUUAUUGUCACGAGUUCGUAGUAAUUACGCAUUAGUUUUCAUUCGUAACAAUGAGAUAACAUGAAUAAAAUUGUGAUAUUUACAGCCAAUUCUACGACAAGUGAUUAUAGUUGUAGUUGAUCGAACAAUAUGUUCAUACAUCAUGGGCUCGUAGCUCAUGGUCGGUGUUUAUUGUCCAUGUAAAUAACAAACGCAAGACUGAAACAUAUGUAUGUAAACUAUUGCAUCUUGAAUCGAUUAUAUCACAAAAUAAUUUAAUAGUAUUUCAUAUUGAACUUAUAUUUUUUCUUUUGAAAGUUUUUAACUGAGCUUAUGUAAUUGUUCAAAGUAAUUAUUACUUCGUAGUUGUGUGAAAUUUUUGUAUGUGUAUUAACAAUAUUGAUAGUUUUAUGACAUGAUCGAUGAGAGAUAAUAUGGGUUUACCGCCCUAUUAUUGAAAUAAUUUGCGAUUUCUUAUUUGAAGUAUAUAAUGUGAUUGUUUUUUUUUUCGGAAAUAUAUAGAUAGGGUUUUACAAAUUUAUUGAUGCUUCUCGUUGCUUUGACAAUAAUUCGUUUGUUACAUUGGUUUACCAUAUAGAGGUCUAACCAUAGGAUUAUGAUACCAUAAAUAUACACAAUAUAUUCAUUAGUUGAAAUUUGUAUUCAUUGAAAGUAUUACAUUAUGUAAAAAAUGAUUAGUGUAGCAGUAGCUUUAUUAUAGUGUAACAUAGUUAUAUUAAAUCUUAUUAUGUAAAUAUGGCUUAAUAGUUGAUUUGAUUAGAACGUAAAAGGGUUAGGAAAUUAUUCAGUAUAUGUUGUUUUAUAUUUCUCAUAUUAAUUUAAGAUUCAUAAACGAAUGAGUCAUUUUUUAAACCUAUUUUCUAGUAUAGUGAUUAUUAUUUAUACAUAUAGCUGAAUACAAGAUUAUUUUUAAUGCUAUAAUAGAAUUUAUGUUAGCUCAUGGGAGUAUUUUUAAUGAACUUAAAGAUUGUACCGCUAGACAUGUUCAAUUUGUUUGGUGUAAAGAUAAUAACAAUGCCGUUCAUACAUAGCUGAUACUUUCGACAUAGUAUCUUAAAAACAGUAAGAACAUUACUAUUUUAUAUACUCUUUCAUAAAAAAAAAUAUGGAUUUUAAAUGAAGCAAUUUCAACACUGACAUAGUUAAAGUUUCAAGCUCAGAAACGGACAGGAAGUUUCUGAGUGUACUCAAUAAUCUGAGCGAAACAAAUCAAUCAAUCAAUUUCUUGGUAUAAUUCGUCGUUUUUAAAAACAGAUUAUCAAUAUUAUACAAUGUCAUUCGGCACACAGAUAUUUAUUUCGAUCCAAACGGUGUAAACAAAAUUAAAACUUUAUAAAGUAAGAUAACUUUUCAAUUAUCCUUUUUUUAUUUUUUGUAUUUGGAUGUCAGAUACAUUUCGUUCGAAUUUUAUAUAUUUUUUUUAAAAUCUUUUCUUAACUCAAUAAAAUUGAUUUGAAUUCUUCACAUUUUACUUUAUAUAAGAUUUACGUAACUUGGGCCGAAAACGAAUAUAGCUUAGUUACGUUUGCGUUGAAGGAAAAUCGAAAAAUAAUUUCGUUAUGUUGCAAGUUUAAAUGAACAUUGUUUAUUGUUAUGCAACAAUAUGUCAGUCGAAAACUUCUGCAACGUUGUAAGUAUGUGAAAAAAUGAGUAAUUUAUUUAUAUGUUACUAACUAUUCAUUGUUCCAUGCAAUAUUUAACGUCACUUGCUUAAUGGUAGCUAUUGUUCGCCUGUAUCAGAAAUAAUCUGCAAAUCUGACAAAUUUUUGCAUAACAUAUUCGAAAAACUGUAUGUAAAUAAGAUUUAUAAUAAUUUCUAGGUUAUAAUCACAUAUUUAGGGAAAGGUGCCUAACGAUCUGUAAUUAUUUAAGUUAGUUUAGUUACAAUAAAGCUGUGUAAAUUUGCGUAAAUAUAUUAAUUUAUCUCAAUUGUAAUUGUAAUGAUUUAUAUGACAACGGAUAUGUGCAUAAUAAUGAUGUAAAUAAUUUUGUAUGAAAGAAAUACAUUAUUAUCAUUAUUUA